Molecule: messenger RNA, 1125 nt
Organism: Penicillium alfredii
Lineage: Eukaryota; Fungi; Ascomycota; Eurotiomycetes; Eurotiales; Aspergillaceae
Product: fungal specific transcription factor domain-containing protein
Exons: 7
Coding region: 1-1125 (374 amino acids)
Biological process (GO): DNA-templated transcription
Molecular function (GO): zinc ion binding; carboxy-lyase activity; DNA binding
Source: RefSeq, a predicted model, not a curated record
AUGCCGCCGGAGAAGCUCCGAGACUCAGACAGGGUCACUGAUCGGUGGGCGACGGAUAAGUCCAUUGGCCAUAUCGGCCUUUUGCUGGCGACGCUAGCAGCAGGAGCUCACUAUUCUGAUGUUGGGUAUUCCCAGCGCUUGAAGACUUCUACCGAUUUCGCUCGCCGAUCCUUCCACGCGCUUCAGCUGGCCAAUUUUCUAUUUCGCCCAUCACUGAAUAUCAUUCAAGCUCUUCUUAUUUUGGGAAAUACUCUGCAAAAUACAGGCCAGUCUGAUGCUGGGUACAACAAUUCGACUGGCUCAGACCAUGGGGCUGCAUACCGAAAGAAGUCCUCUAUUGUCUGGCAGGAUAGCCUUUGCCUUUGUUAUGACCGCCCACCGAUUGUUUCCGUGGCGGGGUGGACUCUUGACGAAUCCUUUUAUCAACGACAGGAUUUGUCUUAUGCUGAAAUCAUGCAUUUUAUUUGUCGACUCGGACUAGAUAUCAUGCAGCCAGAACACCCGGGGGUAACCGAAGCGGAUCGAGCGCUUGAGGCUUUGCACAAACUUGAUGCGGUUUACCAACGCGGGAAGGCGUUCUUACAUGCUCGUGAGGCUAGUUUGCCGCCCGGCUAUGAAAGAGUCCAACGCGCAACAUCUAUUGGGGUCGGCAUCUAUUGGGGUCGGCGGACAUUCACCGGGAGGAGCUUGAUUGAUGCUUCGAGAGCCUUCCUCGAUUUCCAAGCACUUAGCAUUAUUCCCUUGCGCAGCUGGUCAAUGGUGCACACGGCCUUGAGUUCCACCUUGCUGCUUUGUAUCUGGGAAGAGACACGCAAUGAUCCCGACUGUCGGCGCUUGCAGCAACAGGUGAUUGAUGUUUUCUUUUCCUCUAAUGCGAGAGCCUCCGAUGAGGGAGAUUCAAAUUCCGAUAGUGAUAACCAGUGGUUGUAUCGGCAGGAAGAGGCGGGAGCUGUCAACCAUGAAGACUGGUCCGGCCAAGGGUUGAAUGCGGGUGUCCUCGGGGCUGGUAUGCCCGGUUGGUAUCUGGAUAUGGCCAACCCGAUGGAUAUAUCACCAGCGUCUUACCUCGACUCAAUAAUGAACGCUCCUUUGUUUGACUUUUCGCAAAGGAAUGAGUAUCUAUAA